Messenger RNA from Botrytis byssoidea, 555 nucleotides. RefSeq lists its product as uncharacterized. NCBI's taxonomy places the organism in Eukaryota, Fungi, Ascomycota, Leotiomycetes, Helotiales, Sclerotiniaceae. The transcript has a single exon. Bases 1 to 555 code for a protein of 184 amino acids. The record is from RefSeq and is a predicted model, not a curated record.
AUGCUUUUCCAAGCGUUCAUUCUAUUCAUUUGCCUCUUUACCUCCAAAAGUAGCUCUGUUCCACAUUCUUACAACUCUGGCGCACUCACUCCAUUUACCGGUGAUGCCAAGUCGGCCGAGAUCGCCGUUCGUGAUCUUUCCACGAAAGAUGUACUUUGUUGGUAUGGUACUGUACCACCGCCUGUGAACUCGUGUACCUACGUAUACGAGAUACUUCAAGAUCGCGAAGGUUUCAACUUUUACGUCUGCGAUAGAAGUCUUGAUGCCAAUGCAAAGUUGUUGGUCCAACUUAAUUUAGGAUACAACAUUGACACCAAAAUUGAUACUCGACAAACGCCUUUACUACACAACAUCUCAGUACGAAUAACCAAUGAUGCUAUGAGUAACUACCCUUCCUCCGUUUGGUACAAGACCUGGUUUGUACUUCCAACUAUAACCUCGAAAGCUCCGGAUGGUCGAUUGAUUGGUUGGCAAUCAUUUAAUACUUGCGAAAGAACUCUGGUAAGUAAAUUAUAUUUCAACCAUGGCAUUGCUUCUGAAUUGUAUCUUCGUUAG